Molecule: messenger RNA, 1095 nt
Organism: Oryza sativa Japonica Group (Japanese rice)
Lineage: Eukaryota; Viridiplantae; Streptophyta; Magnoliopsida; Poales; Poaceae
Product: major pollen allergen Ole e 10
Source: RefSeq, a predicted model, not a curated record
GUUAUCUACUGGGAUUUCUUGUAACCGUCCUGAUGAUAAAUAGUAGCAAUGCUGCAAUGCACUGAGCCAUUAUUCUCGCAAAUAAAUGGGACAUAAAUUGGAUUGAUUUGAAGACCAACCGUUUCUGCAGCACGCCCUUUCUGUUGCUUCUUCCUCCUCCCUUAUAUAUUACCUUCAGCGUUUCCUCGUGCAAAGAAUUCCAAACAAAGAGCCCAAAUCAUUACGCUGCUGCUGCUUCUUCUGACGCAUCAUAAUACAGAGAAAGAAGCUCAUUGCAUUCUCAGGUUCAGAAAGAAGGAAAAGAGAUGGCUUCAGCUACUGCCUCAUUGCUCACAUGCUUCUUUGCUCUCGCACUCUUCAUGCUGCACAGCAACGCAGCAGCAGCAGCAGCAGCAGCACCCAGCCUAUACCAUAGCCAGUCAUCCAAGACAUGGUGUGUCGCAAAUCCAGCAGCCAGCGAGGAUGCUUUGAGGGCUAACCUGGAGUUCGCCUGCUCGGAGAGCGACUGCGCCGCCAUCCAGGGCACCGGCGGAUGCUCCUUCCCCGACGACGAUGGCAGCCUGCCGACGCGGGCGUCGGUCACCAUGAACGCUUACUACCAGGCCAGGGGGAGGAACUCAUGGAAUUGCUUCUUCAACGGCACUGGCCUCAUCACCAUCACUGAUCCCAGUUCUGGCAAUUGCAAGUAUGCCUGAGUUGAGAGUUUGCUCCAAGUUAGCCAGCCAAUCUCUGGAGCUUGACAAAUAAAGUUUUCAAGGGAUGUUUUGUUUGUCCAAGUGCCCCUAGAAAAUAUGGUGUUCUAUAUUUCAGUGUCAGAGUUGCUAGAAUUCAAGUCAUGUUUAGCCUCAAUGUUUGGGUAAUCUUUAGAGAGGAAUGCUUUAUACCGAGAUAAUAUUGUUCCAUAUCUUCAGUGCAGUUCUUCAAAGUUCAAAGAGUAUGAAUCCUAGGCAUGUCUUAAUUGUAUUUGCAUAGCACUAUAUGGUCCUGUGCUGCUGUGAACGAACAGUGGCCCAACUAUAAUAAAUAAACAUGAAGUUAUGCUCAAAUUAUUUCAGAUUAAACGAACCAGCUUGAAACUAUUCAAGUUACUGUAAA